Molecule: messenger RNA, 225 nt
Organism: Gregarina niphandrodes
Lineage: Eukaryota; Apicomplexa; Conoidasida; Eugregarinorida; Gregarinidae
Exons: 1
Coding region: 1-225 (74 amino acids)
Source: RefSeq, a predicted model, not a curated record
AUGAGAGUCGAGGCCACCACUCCAUCUGGCACGACCAUUCGCUGGGGGAAGGUUAAAGACUACUUCACCACCCAGACUGAAUUGGCAAAGUACUAUACGUUGUUCCAAAGAAAGGAAUACGAAUUAACAAACUGCAACAUCGCGUGCUAUAGGCGUAGUGAUCCCGAAGAUCACCUUCGGAGUGCCAGCAGCUACUGGGAAGAUAACUUCAAUCAAAUGCUUUGA